Molecule: messenger RNA, 687 nt
Organism: Musa acuminata AAA Group (dessert banana)
Lineage: Eukaryota; Viridiplantae; Streptophyta; Magnoliopsida; Zingiberales; Musaceae
Exons: 1
Coding region: 1-687 (228 amino acids)
Biological process (GO): response to photooxidative stress; photosystem I assembly
Cellular component (GO): chloroplast thylakoid membrane
Source: RefSeq, a predicted model, not a curated record
AUGCCCAAAUCUCCCGAGUGUCUCAGCUGCAGCCUUCCAUGUUCGACCACGAGCUGCAAGACUCGCCCAAACACACACGCCUCACCCUCGCACACAGUCUCCCUGAGCAACUGCGUGGGGCGACCUUGCGCGAUCCAGCGGCAGCGUGACGAUGGAGAUCUCGUUGUCGACGAUGUCGGCCACGGCGAGAGGUUCCGGUGUGGGUGCUUGUUCUUGCUUGCUUUAUCCCACAAGAAGAAGCAUGCAUUGCCGCAUGUCAGCCGAUCACAAGUUGCAACGGAGGCCAACCAAGACGGACAAGAAUCAACAGGCACUGCCUCGAGAGCAGCCUCUCUCGAGAAGUUCGAGUGCGAGUCGUGGUCUUCAUCCGCCAUACUGGAUGGCGACGGCGACGACGUGCAGUCCUACUUCGACCUACCAUUGGAGCUGAUCAGGAGUAGCCGGAACGGGGCGAAUUCGCCGGUCAAGGCGGCCUUCGUGUUCGAGAGCGACCGGAAGGGGUCGCUGAAGAGGAGCACGUCGAAGUUGGCCCCGCGGAAGUCGCACGAGCUGUCGAAUCGCCAUGUCAAGUUCUCUACGUCGCCGGCUUCGUAUCCGGCGUCGCCAUCCUCUUAUUGCACCAUCAGUCCGCGAAUGCAGAAGGCCAGAGAGGAAUUCCAUGCGUUCUUGGAAGCACGCAAUGCAUAA